ACCAGGAAUUAACGGAGAGAAGAGAGAACCGACAGGAAUCAACUGGGUGCUUCUGUUACCAAGGUGAAAACAACCGAUUAAGGCGAGUUUUGGCGAUGUUGAGAACAUAGGGAUUGGAUACUCUUUCUCCAUCUCUCUCUGAGCGCCGCCAUGAACUAUAACGUUAUCUUGAUUCAGAUCUUUGUCACUAAUUAGGGUACCUUUAAUAGGCUAAUCAGUGUCUGUAUGGUCCACUGAUGCGACAUAUUAUGUUUAACAUUUCAAUCGAUUAGUUGAAAAGCCGAAGUGUACAUGUUAGAUUCGAUGCGCAUCUCUGUUAUUUAGCCCAGGGUCAUUUAUGGUAUUUAACAAGAGAGAGGGUAGAGUACUGUAUUUUCCCUAUAGCAACAGAAGUCUGCACUGCAGUGCUGUUUGAUACGAGGAAUACAGGCUAUAUUUAGCUUUCAAUAUUCAGAGUGCCCUCAAUAAGACAGAGACAGAGAGUAAGCACUAUUUCUCCACUCAUUUAGUGUGUGUGUGCUUGUGGUGGUUUGUUGUGUGUGUUCACACCUCACAGGUGUUGAGCUGAAUGAGUCCAAGAAGGGAGAAUAAUUGGCACCAUCUUCUUCAAUUUCUCAGUCUCCCUCUUACCCUCUGAUAUGCACAGUAUCCACUUGUCACUCGCUGGUCCUGUCAGCUGCCAUCACUCAGGAUGGUAAUAGCUCACUGAGUUGUCAUGGUUACCUGGUCUCUGCAUCAACUGCAUCUCUCCUCUCUCUAUCCAGGAAUGUUGUCUUAUUCAACAGUACACAGAGGAUGUUAAGAGUCAGAGGGAGAGUAGUAGGGAGGAGUAGAAAAGAUAGAGGGUAAGGAGGUUAGAGAGGAAUGGAGAGGGUAGGGAGGUGUCGAGGUGUGCUGUGCAGGGGUGAGUCAGUAUAGAGGGAGAAAGGGAGAGUAUAUAGAUAGAUAGCUUAGCUUGGCUGUUAGAAAUGGAUGAGAGUGGAGUCUCCUGGUGUGUGUGAGGGGCGAUCAACACUGGGCAGACUUGGAGCAGAGUGACGCAGAGAGGAACUUAGACUUAACACUGCUCUAAUACACACACAUACACACACACGGCUGAAGCCAGGACAAAAUCAUAGAGGACCGGGAGAGAGGGAGAGAUUGUAGGACGAGUGUGGGGUGAGCAGCAGCCAUGGCAGAGAACUCUAUGUACCAGCGUCUGUCCUACGAGAGAGAAGAGGAGGAAAAGAAGGAAGAGAGGAAGGAGGGAUUAAUGAAGGAGAGAGGGGAAGAAGAGAUGAUGACGGAGGAGGGGACAGAGUGGUUGGUAGAUCUGUUAACAGACGUUCAGCUGCAGCAGUACUUCCUGCGUAUUCGUGAUGAGCUGAACGUGACGCGCCUGUCACACUUUGACUAUGUCAAGAAUGAAGACCUGGAGAAGAUCGGCAUGGGGCGCCCAGGACAGAGGAGGCUUUGGGAGGCAGUCAAGAGAAGGAGAGCUCUCUAUAAACGCAAGUCCUGGAUGAGCAAGGUGUUUCCAGGGAAACGAACUGACUCUGACUUGGACCCCCAGCAGCUCCGGGGGGCGUUGCCCAACUUGAAAACUCCAGGUGUGUUUGAUGUAUUACUUACUCAAGGGUUAACCCCGUCCAGCGAUGGGAUGGGAGCAGCCCUGACCUGUCUGAUCCGAGAGGCGGAGCUACAGCUGUGUGAACGACUUGGAGACGGAACCUUCGGAGUCGUCAGGAGAGGAGAGUGGACUGGAACCACUGGACAAAUGCUGUCAGUAGCAGUGAAGUGUCUGAAGACAGACAGUGUGUUGGACACUGAGGGGUUGGAUGAUUUCAUCAGAGAGGUGAACGCCAUGCACUCCCUCAACCACCAGAACCUCAUACGGCUCUAUGGAGUGGUGCUCACACACCCCAUGAAGAUGGUGACGGAGCUGGCUCCUCUUGGUUCUCUGUUGGAUCGUCUGAGGAAGCGACAGGGACACAUCCUCAUCUCCUCUCUGUGUGGCUACGCUGUACAGGUGGCGUGUGGCAUGGCAUACCUAGAACAGAGGCGAUUCCUCCACAGAGACCUGGCGGCGAGGAACGUCCUGCUGUCAACCAAUGAGAUGGUGAAGAUUGGUGACUUUGGCCUGAUGAGAGCACUGCCAUCACACCAGGAUACAUACGUUAUGGAGGAGAGCCACAAGGUGCCCUUUGCAUGGUGUGCUCCAGAGUCAUUGAGGAGCAGGAGUUUCUCUCAUGCUUCAGACACUUGGAUGUUUGGAGUCACUCUGUGGGAGAUGUUUACACACGGACAGGAGCCAUGGCUAGGACUCAAUGGCAGCCAGAUUCUCCAUAAGGUGGAUGUGGAGGGGGAAAGGCUAGUGAAGCCAGAAGACUGUCCCCAGGAUGUUUACAACGUGAUGCUGCAGACCUGGAGCCCUCAGCCUGAUGACAGACCAACAUUCACCGCCCUCAGAGACUUUCUAUUGGAGACCAUGCCUACAGACAUGAGAUCACUGCAGGACUUUGAAGAACCAGACAAACUUCAGAUCAACAUGAAUGACAUCAUCACUGUCGUCGAGGGCAGAGCAGAGCUCUAUUGGUGGAGAGGUCAGAACAGAAGGACGUUGCGCGUGGGACAGUUUCCUCGCCACGUGGUCACGUCGGUCAGCGGCCUGUCGGCCCAAGACAUCAGCAGACCCCUCACACACUCCUUCAUUCACACUGGACACGGAGACACUGACCCACACAGGAGCUGGGGGCACGCUGACCGCAUAGACAGUCUGUACUUGGGAAACCCUAUGGACCCCCCUGAUGUUAUGGGAAUGGAUCCUUCCACUGCCCGGCCCACCAAACUACCCAGCCGCACCAGGAAGAAGCCUCCUCCUCGUCCUCCCCAGCCUGCUGUCCUGAUCAACAAGCCGUUCUAUGACUCUGUGUUAGAUGAUGAUGAUGAAUAUGAAGGUGCUUCGUCGGGGCUGAAGAGGCUGGGCGCGGCUAUAGGCCUUAAACUCCGCCCGGGGGAGGGGUCAGGUGUGAGGUCUGCCAAAAGCGAAGUCUCGCUCAUCGACUUCACCGAUGACAGCUUCAGCUCGGCCACGCCCUCCCCUCUCACUGAGACACGCAUACCUGACCAGGACACACUCCAGGACCUUCCUUCCAUCCUGGACUGGCCCCUCCCUCUUCCUGCCUACGACGAGGUUGCCACUGAGGCCGAGGGUCAAUUGGCAGACCAGGAGGUUCGAUCUAUCACUGGAUUGCCAGAGGGGAUGUUGGCUCCGCCCAACACUGAUGCAGAGAGGAGGGGCUUAACUCAGUCAGCUGAUCUGUUCCAGGAGCUGCAGAGAGAGGUGAUGGUGAAGCUGCGUGUUCCCAUGACAACCGGCCGUUCCCUCCCCUCCUCCCCCCUUCCCCUCUCCUUGGCCCCUCACAGACAGAUCUACCUUCCUCCCCCCUCCUCUUCCUCCUAUGAGGACAGACCCAUGCUACCUCCACGCUCCCCCAUCCCACCCCUACGCUCCUCCAAACGCGUUUCCCUAUGUGAGAGGGAAAACACACCCCCCCAGAUCCCUCCCAGAGACCACGCUUUCUCUCAGCCCUCCUCACGCUCCUCCUCCCCCCUUCCUUUAGUGCUUCCCCUCUCUGUCUCCCCUCUCUCCUCCUCCCUUUGUCUCCCCCCUCCUCCCCUCUCCUUCUCUCCUCGUCAGAGGACUGGACUAUACGGGGUUGUUGGUCCUCUCGGCUCUCUAAUCUCCUCCUCCCCCUCUUCCUCUCCUCCCUCCUCCUCCCUCUAUUCCUCCAUGCUUAUAGCUGCCCCUCCCCCCAGUUCCUCAUUGGAUCCCCUCUCUGAGGGGCGUGACCUGUCAAUACUUAUUGGCAACUCUCAGAGUUCUGAACGCCCCGCCUACUUAGAGAGGUAUGGAGCCACCAAAAUGGCCACCGUCCGACCCAUGGUGCAACAGCAGCCAGGUGGGGGUGGGGCCAGGCCUAACUCCUCCCACAACAACAACAAUCACAGGACUCAACAUUUAACUGCAGCUCCCGGCAGGCAACGGGAGAACGGCCUCAUUCAGGUAGAACAGUUGUUCCAGCUGGGUCUGCGUUCUAGAACAGAGUGCCAGGAGGUUCUAGAGCGUUGCCAGUGGAACCUAGAACAGGCAAGCACCAUGCUACUGGACUCUUGUGGAAAAGUAGGCUGAGACAGACUCCAGGACUACUGACCUACAGACUUAAAACUACUGAUCUUUAACCCUACAGACCUACUGUUCUAAAAACUACAAACCUUUACCUAUUACUACAGACCUUUAUCUACAGACCUGAAACAACAAACCUUUACCUAUUACUACAGACCUUUAACUACAGACCAGCCACCUGUAUACUAGAGAACUCUGACAAUGAAGUGAAGCCAACCGAUUUAAGGCUGGAGACUAGUAGCUCACUGAGAGGAGGGGUGGGGGGGGGGGGAUCACAGAACAGACAUUCCCUUGCUGGAGACUAUAGCACCUGGAUGAGUCCUACGGAGGGAAACACUGGACGAACACAAUACUGCAUGUUCAGUAGUUAAGUUAUUAUAUUAUAUAUUAUAUAGAUACAGUGCCUUCAGAAACUAUUCACACCCCUUGACCUUUUCCCAAUUUUUUUGUGUUACAGCCUGAAUUUAAAAUGGAUUAAACUGAGAUUUUGUGUC
Messenger RNA from Oncorhynchus mykiss (rainbow trout), 4659 nucleotides. The record is from RefSeq and is a predicted model, not a curated record. Lineage: Eukaryota; Metazoa; Chordata; Actinopteri; Salmoniformes; Salmonidae.